Molecule: messenger RNA, 1414 nt
Organism: Siniperca chuatsi (mandarin fish)
Lineage: Eukaryota; Metazoa; Chordata; Actinopteri; Centrarchiformes; Sinipercidae
Product: transmembrane protein 47-like
Exons: 3
Coding region: 12-560 (182 amino acids)
Biological process (GO): cell-cell adhesion
Cellular component (GO): cell-cell junction; membrane
Source: RefSeq, a predicted model, not a curated record
CCAGCCCAGCCAUGUCGUCAGCUGUCACCGAGACGGAGGAGUCGGCGCGCAGCUCCCCGCUGACGCCGCUGAAGCUGGUCGGGCUGGUGUGCGUCUUCCUAGCGCUCUGCCUGGAUGUGGGAGCCGUGAUGAGCCCGGCGUGGGUGACUGCUGACGACCAGUACUACCUGUCCCUGUGGGAGUCCUGCUGGAAGCCGGCGAGCACCGAGAACUGGCAGUGUAACAGCACGCUGGGCUCAGACUGGCAGGUUGCUACGCUGGCCCUGUUGCUAGGGGGUGGAGCCCUGGUGCUGAUGUCAUUCCUGGUUGCUCUGGUUGCCGUGUGCAUCGGCACGAGACGGCGAUUCUACGCACCUGUCGCCUUCAUGCUCUUUGCUGCAGUUGUCCUCCAGGCCUGCAGCUUGGUCCUCUACCCCAUUAAGUUCAUCGAGAGCAUCAACCUGAGGAUCUACCACGAGUUCAACUGGGGCUACGGUCUGGCCUGGGGGGGAACCAUCUUCUCCUUUGGUGGGGGAAUCCUCUACUGCCUCAACCCAAAAAACUACGAGGAGUAUUAUUAGCUCUUAUUUAAGCUGAGAACCGUACAGUUACAGUAUAGGUAACAGUACAGGUAUUCAGGGAGCGAGGAGGGGGUUUGGGGAUAUUUUCCUUUAACGGCUCAAUUCCAAAGAACUGUAAGGAAUACUAUACACCGUAUUUGAGCCAAUAACUGUAUCGCCACAAGCUUCCCCCCCAGGGGAAUUCAGGUGGUGAAGCUGGCUUCACAACAUCAUGGGGGUUUCUUUUCUUGCCUUAGUCAACAGAAAUGUGAGUGCUGAGACUGGUGGGUAUUUGAAUUUACACCCCCACUGUCACCAGGUUGGUCCUGGGGAGGGUUCAGAGGGUGGGAAGGGGUCUUACUAGUUUAUCCCUAGGACUUGUGACACACCUGGGAGAACUGACAGCCCUGCAUUAACAAAGGAUGGAGGUUUACAGUGAUAAUGCCACCUCCGUUCUUUCUUCCCUGUAAACUAAACUGCAAGAACUACUCUUAUUAUGUCAUUAGUAACAACCCAACCUAUCGACUCUGUUACUUAGGAAACAGGAUGUAAUACUGGGAGGCUUUUACUGCACAUUUACGCACGCAUACACAUGCAAAGGCACGUGUAUCUUCACCUGUAAACAUCAAAUCCUCGGGCUGGACAGCUUGAAAAUCUACUCCCCAGUCUCCUGCUCCAUCAGUGCAUCAUCAUCAGUGCUUAGUUAGGAGUUGUGGCAUUUUGUUUUUCAGAGUCCUCUGCAUCUAUUGAACUUUCACAAGGACAUGGAAGAGGAUCAGACGCUACAGUUGCGCUUCAUAACUUUUCAUAAGACAGAUAGAUUCCUCUUGGGGGUAAGUAAGAGGGGGGAAUAAAAUAAAGACACCCGCUCAAUA